ACAUCUCGGUGGAACAAGUGUGUAGCAGACACUGGCUAUACUGCCCGAAGGUCAUGAACAGGCUGGACCUGUUGUGCAUCAACCGUUUGCGCGACCUGUCAUAGUAAAACCGACGACAACAACAACCCACCACACCUCAGCAUGGCGACUGCAUACCAGCCUACCCCGCGUUGGGAACAAUCCGUACCCAUGGGUCACGAAAACCUCCCCUUGGCGAAUCAGACUCUUUUCGAUCCCUCGUACUCUUUCGAUCCAAAUCACAUCUCUCGCGAUCCCUCGAAUUACACAUCUCGUCGACCCUCUCAGCAUGCUGCUACUCUUGGAGUCGACACAUACCAGCUGGACCAGAUCAAGCGCGACAGUGGAAGGAGUUUAAGAAAAGGAAGCAGUACCUCUCGUGGCUCGAGUCCUCAGAAAGCGGCCAUGUCGCACUUGCGUCGACCGUCAACAUCCCACAGUCGACCCUCCGCGCCUGUCACAAUACCUCGCGCUGAUUCCGAAGCCGCCAUCGACCCCGAUCCAGAACGAUCAGCCUGGAUUCAUCGUGACAAACUCGCACAGAUAGAAAGUAGAGAGAUGGCUGCUGCAGGCUUUGGCAUGCCUCGAUCGACCCAGCGCCGCCAGAGUCGAUCCGAUAGCCGUUCUGCCAGUCGCUCAGCGAGUCGCAAUGCUGCCUCCCGUGUGCAAUCGGCUGAUCGCCAUACAAGCCAGCUCGCUUUCCCCAAUGAGACCAAUGUUCCCAAAGUACAUGUAUUCGAGGAGCAGAGUGGAGCAGGCGCCGAUCAGGAUCCUGACUCCGAUGAUUAUGAGGAAAGAUUGCGCGAGGAGCCUCGAAUGGAUCGCAACCUGUACAGCAAAAGUCUUCCCAGGCCUACUGUAUCUCGUAUCCCAGUCGCAAGGGGUAGUCCUGCACCUGUUUCACAGAGUGUGGUCGAACGAGAUUCGCCUCUGCCACGUAGCAUGAGUAGUCCUCUUGGUGCUGGAGAUAGCGCUAGUAGCAGGACCCGAAGCAAAAGCUUGGGCAAUGCUACCAUGAUAGCUGAACCUAGGAGUACGCGAUCUGCGAUGCCGUCAAAACCUAGGCCGCGCAGCUCCCACAUAGAGGACUCGCCUCAAAGUGUUACCGAAUCACCUUCGCUAAGCGCACGCACGACGCAAUCCUUGACCGCGGUUUCAAGGGCCAAGGCAAUGAACAAAGCGGCUACAGGAGGUUCCAUGGGUAGAAAAACUAUUCCUAGAGCCACUUCAAAGGCACGGAACUCGUCAGACUCGCCUAAAGACAGCCCGGUCAGAAGACCCACAUCUGGCUCUACCAGGUCUCGACCGACUUCGUUCCACAAUCGACCGGAAGGGGAAGCACCUUGGGUUGCAACGAUGUAUAAACCUGACCCUAGACUGCCGCCAGAUCAGCAGAUGCUUCCCACUCACGCGAAGCGUGCGAUGCAAGGCGGAUCGGAUGGUCAAGAUGAAGCGGACAAGACCUACCCUCUGAAUAUCGACUCUAUGAGUGACGAGGAACUGGCUAAAAUGGGUGCUCUGCCCCUGCCAGGAUCCGCACAGAUGGCGAGCCCCGUCACGUCCGAUCAGCAAGGUACGAAUAAGUCGCAGCCUCCGUGGCCUCUUGGAAGCAACAAAAGCGAAUCCAGAAGUCAGACCGGGAGCUCCAAGAGCACACCUGGCGGUUACACCAUCACACCCAAAAUUGCACCUCCCAUUGCACCUCCAAAAUCACCGAAACCGCCGGCCACCCCAGUGGAUACCUCUCGCCCUACAAUCUCAGGAGUACAGAGAGUGCCAGACCUCGACGAGAAGGAGGAAGGCAAGACUAAGAAGAAGGUCGCAUGCUGUGUCGUCAUGUAGAGCAUCCUGCAUAUACCCAACUAUAUGCAUUUUGUGUAGAAGAGUAACACCAAUGUCGCUCUCGUGGUUUCUUUUCUCCCUCUUUU
Aureobasidium subglaciale EXF-2481 is the source of this 1946-nucleotide messenger RNA. RefSeq lists its product as uncharacterized. NCBI's taxonomy places the organism in Eukaryota, Fungi, Ascomycota, Dothideomycetes, Dothideales, Saccotheciaceae. Bases 142 to 1860 code for a protein of 572 amino acids. The record is from RefSeq and is a predicted model, not a curated record. The transcript has 2 exons.